This is a messenger RNA of Mercenaria mercenaria, 1565 nucleotides long. RefSeq lists its product as uncharacterized. Lineage: Eukaryota; Metazoa; Mollusca; Bivalvia; Venerida; Veneridae. The record is from RefSeq and is a predicted model, not a curated record. Bases 80 to 1552 code for a protein of 490 amino acids. The transcript has 3 exons.
UGACGUUACGGUAGACGCCAUGCAAAACAUCUAUAGACCAAAGAUAUAAUCAAAAUUUAUAAAAAUAAAAUCAACAAGAAUGGAGUUCAAUUUUGAAGAUGGUGAACGCAUUGUGAAGUCACUUACAAGAAAAGUUAUGUCAGCCUUGGGGAAAUUCAGUGUAUCUCCGAAGAAGUCCGAGAAUGCACGAGCUGCGAAAAAUGUGAUGGCGUUUACGAAUGACAUCACCGCGGAAGAUGAAGAAAGCUUCGCAAUAGUGUACGAAUCAAUACCAUACAAGAGCUGUGAAACUACAACAGAAAAGUUAUUUGGUAAAGUAAAAAGGUCGGUUGAAUUGAAAAAUGUUCCUAAGCAAGACAACAUUUGCUGUAAGAAAACUACAAAACACUCGCCUACAUGUUCAAAUUAUUCAACACGUAAACUAUUAGAUGAGACAGUAAACAAAUCACACGAUUUAAAUGUCAGCUCUGAAUCCUUGAGUUCAUCUUCAAGUUACAGCAUGUGUUUUCUUAACAAAUCCAGGGCUAAACUAUUGGAAACAGGUCUCGGACUUAGCGAAAGCCUCCGUAAACUAUAUCUAAAUUGUUCGUCGGAUUCACAGAAUUCUAUGGCAUCAUCAUACCAGAGACCGUUGACAAAAGGUUCUUACAACAAAUAUUCUUCUGUAAGAGACGUGUCACAAUCAUACAAUCAGUCUGAAAUAUUCCGGGUCGGAUCUGACACCGAAAGUAGUACAUCGCUUCCAAGUUUUAACUUAAGUAGCUGUAGUGCAGAUAGCUAUCAGGGAUCAGUGAACAUACGGUACGAUACUUCAUCAGAUGACACGUCAUUUAUGAGUGACAUAAAGAACCCUGGGCCCCAAAAUUUGCCAUCCUUUGAUGAAAAAUCCUGUACCAGCGAACUGAACGAAACCGAGUCCCCUACCACGAGACUAUCGUGCUUUCGAGAUCAGUUCAGUAUCAGCGAUUUGAAUGAGCCCGAGGCUCCGCAUAUUACGAGCUCAUUUACUGAGGAAUUUAAACACGACAUCGAAUAUCUCGCAAAAAGUACUUUCAGAACGUCAACUCCGGAUCCAGAGACACGACUGGCUGCGGAAAGUUCCACAACACGGACAUCAUCUAGAGUAGAUACAAGCGAAUCGAGUAGAAAUUUCUCAGCGAAGUCAUUCAUGUCGGUCACUGAUUCUUCAGCGUUAGUCUCAAGGAAACGCUUUGUGCACGGGCUUUCGCCUUUGUGCGGCGCAAGAUCGUCUGCACGUGAUGGCAUUUCUAGUUCACGAGCACAUGUUCGUCGCAGUUUAGCUUUCCUUUCUCCCUGUAAGCAUACUGUUAAUAUAGCUCCAAAAUCUGAAAGCGGAAAGGGUACAAACUUUUCUGUAGAAAGCAAAACUCAGUCUCAGUCGGCGAACAUUACCCCAGAUCUACUAAAUUUUCAACAUGAUACUUUUAGUAGAGACUCAGUUUUGCCUAAAAUCAUGUUCCAAGAUGAAACAGAGGAAGCAGUGUAUUAUCUUAUAACAAAAUAUUUAGACAACAGUCAGUGCAGAUGGUGAAAUAAUAUAAGUA